Messenger RNA from Cololabis saira (Pacific saury), 14783 nucleotides. RefSeq names its product probable E3 ubiquitin-protein ligase HERC1. Gene Ontology annotation, molecular function: protein binding; ubiquitin-protein transferase activity. The transcript is spliced from 80 exons. NCBI's taxonomy places the organism in Eukaryota, Metazoa, Chordata, Actinopteri, Beloniformes, Belonidae. The coding region runs from base 106 to 14532 and encodes 4808 amino acids. The record is from RefSeq and is a predicted model, not a curated record.
GGAGAGGAGACGGCUGAGAGAGACCUCACCGGGACGGAGCAGGUAACGCAAAGCGGCACAGGUGUCCUCCCCAGGUGUUCAAGAGAGUGUAGAUAAUGCACAGACAUGGUGCCUUGUCAAACCCAUGUAUUGCUGAAGUGGCAGGAGCACUUCAACAGUUCCUGGGCUGCAGAAGACUGUGCUCAGACAGCCCGGAGACAUGGUUCUGCUGUGCUCUACGGUAAGCUGCUUUACAACAAGGAAGUGGUGACUCUGGCCCAGCCUGUUCAAGAACUUGUCGGCCCACGGCUACCAGACUUCGAAUGUGACUCCAGCGCAUCAGCGGAGAAGGAGGAGUACUUGUCAUCUUUGCUUCAUAGUCAACGAUGGCUGGCUCACCGCAUGCUGACACAAACAUCCUUCACCCUGAGCCUCCACCGUCGGCUGGUAGUUCUGCAGAGGAUCUACUAUGCACUUCACAGCAAAUACCACGACAAAUUCCGCGUGCAGCUGUCUUCCCAAUCCACAGACAGUGGUGCUGAAAGUGGACAGAUUGAGUUGGCCUCAGAACCUUGCCUGCCAGGAGGAGUGUCCAAAAUCAAGUCAGGUACAGAUGUUCUGAUAGAAAUGGGUGUGAGGACAGGUUUGAGUCUACUCUUUUCCUUGCUGCAACAGAACUGGAGAUACGCAGCCUCUGUACAUCAAGAAUCUGUGCUUUGCAAUGAUGUGCUCGCCACAGCAUCCUCUGUCCUGACGUCACUUCCUCCUCUCUCUCUUGCUAAUGAGAGCAAGAUCCCAUCAGUGGGUUUGGACUGCCUGGCACAGGUGGCUGACUUUCUGAAGAAGACAUCAGUUAGCAGUGGGCUUGGCGGGGCAGACCCAAUGGGACGGAGGCUAGCCUUGGAACUGCUGCUCGGCCUGGCCAUGCAAAGAGGCUCUCUGAAGUUUCUGUUGGAGUGGGUGGAAGUAGCCUUGGCUGCCUCCAUGCCAUCCUCCACAUCGGUGCUAUCUUCUUCCUCGCAGAGCUCCCAGCAGUCAGCUGGUGUUGGCUUUGAUGUGGUAAAACAAACUCUUCUUCAAAUGAGGCAAUAUUCGGGUUUUCGUGGGGAGGCUGUCAACACUCAGAUGCUUACAAAGGAUGCUGAUGGACUUUGUCAACUCUCCCAGGCAGCUCUGUUUUUGUUUGAUGAGAUAUGUAACUUGGCAUCCUAUUGCUUGUGCUCCUGCAGCAGCGAUGCGGCAGCUCCUGGAACAGAGAGUGAUGUAGUCAUGGUGUACGUGUGGGGCAGUAACAGUAGCCAUCAGCUGGCAGAAGGAACUCUGGAGAAAAUCUUGCUGCCAAAAGUAACGCAGGGCUUCAGUGAUGCCCAAAUGAUUGAGGCAGGCCAGUAUUGCACAUUCUCGGUAUCUGCAGAUGGUUCAGUGAAGGCGUGUGGAAAAGGCAGCUAUGGCCGCCUGGGACUGGGGGACUCCAACAACCAGUCCAUGCCUAAAAAACUUGUGCUGGAGCCACAUAGGAGCAUGAAGAAAGUGUCAUCUUCCAAGGGCUCUGAUGGACACACUUUGGCUAUCACUGUAGAGGGAGAGGUGUUCAGCUGGGGCGAUGGAGAAUACGGGAAACUGGGUCAUGGCAACAGUGCAACACAGAAAUACCCCAAAAUGAUACAAGGGCCACUGUCAGGCAAAGUUGUUGUUUGCGUGUCUGCCGGCUACAGACACAGUGCUGCCGUGACUAACGAUGGAGAGCUUUAUACCUGGGGAGAAGGGGACUUUGGCAGACUUGGUCACAGUGACAGCCAGAGUCGGAGCGUGCCUACACUGGUGAAGGAUAUCAGUGGUGUGGGGCAGGUGGCUUGUGGGAGUUCCCACACCAUAGUUGUGGCACAGGAUGGUCGCACAGUAUGGUCCUUUGGAGGAGGAGACAACGGUAAACUAGGUCAUGGAGACACCAAUCGUGUGUAUCGUCCCAAGGUCAUAGAGGCCCUGCAUGGAUUUAUCAUCAGGAAAAUCUGCGCAGGUAGCCAGUCAUCUCUGGCCCUUACCUCUGCAGGGCAGGUGUUUGCAUGGGGUUGUGGCUCAUGUUUAGGCUGUGGUUCCUCUGAAACGACGUCACUGAGGCCUCGGUUUGUAGAAGACCUGAGUAUCACUAAGAUCAUUGAUAUCUCAUGUGGGGACAGCCACUGUCUGGCUCUAACACACGAAAAUGAAGUCUAUGCAUGGGGUAACAACACGAUGGGGCAGUGUGGCCAAGGCCACACUUCAACGCCUAUUACCAAACCCAAGAAAGUGCUUGGCUUAGAGGGGGUCUCCAUUCAGCAAAUCACUGCUGGAACAUCUCAUAGUCUGGCAUGGACCGCAGUUCCAACUGAUAGACAACUCGUAGCGUGGCACAGGCCCUUUUGUGUUGACUUGGAGGAGAGCACAUUCGCCUACUUACGCAACUUUCUAGAAAGUUACUGUGAUGGCAUCAGUAACAACACCCCUCCAGCUCCAUUUUUAUCAAAAAGGGACCACCACCAUUUUCUUUUGCUGUGCAUGAAGCUUCUGUCCAUUCACCUGUCCCUGGCCCAUGCAGGGGGGACGGGUUCUAUGGUUCUGGGUGCUCAGGGCAGGCCCCUGAGAAACCUGCUCUUCAGGCUCAUAGACACCAACAUGCCAGACUCCAUACAGCAAGCAGUUUUGAAUACUCUGUCCAUUGGAGCAUCCCUGCUGCUUCCUCCACUCAGGGAAAGAACAGAACUUCUCCUCUCCCUCCUUCCUCAGGGUCCCCAGAGUUUAAAUGUUCUAUCCAAGGGGCAGCGUCUGCAGCUAGACAUGGUCCUCAGCAGCCUUCAGGAUCAGAGCCAUGUAGCUUCUCUACUAGGUUACAGCAAUUUUGGCGAGAUUACAGCCCUAGGACCUCCUCUGACACCUGCUGUAUCUGGACGACCACCCUCGUCAUCUAGCUCUCUCGAGGCCUAUGACCCUCUGCAUUUAGCAGAAGUGCUGCUGAAAACCCUGCUGCUUAGUGUAGACUUUCACACGGAGCAGCAGUUUGGUGAAAUGGAGAAGAACAGCGACAAACAGCUGUCUGUUGACAGUCCAGGACAAACAGAUUCUCCCUCUCACUUCCACCAGCUGCUGUCUGGACUUCACAAACACCUGCUUGCCCACUGCUAUAUUCAGUCCAACCUUGAGAGUGACAGUAGUGUUACGCUGCUUCGUGAACAUCUGCACCUACUUCUUCCCUGUGCUGCUGAGACACUCAGGAGAUCAACCAAUCUGCUGAAGGAGAGUUCCUCGGAUACACAGAUCAUUAAAAAGCUGCACAGGGUGCUGUACAAUUCUGUGGCUGGCAGCCUGCUGUGCCACAUAAUAUACUCUUUGCUGCUGCUGCCACUAGGGACAGUUCAAGCUCUCCUAAGCCAUUUACUGUCCUUGUUGGAGCACCUCAAUGAGUUUAACAGUUUGCUGCCAGAAACAGUCCUGCUAGAGCAACAAGAACUGGGAUUAGAGGCUCAGAAAACCAGCUCAGACAAAAGCGAAGGAAACGCGAGCCUCGGACAGCACCAGGAGGAGGAGCACAGAUGGGUCUGGCUGCUGGACCUGGAGCGGUCUGUUGCGUUGGCAGUUGGCCGCUGCCUUGGUGGUAUGCUGCAAGGCCCACCAUCUUCUCCCCAGGAGAAAACAUCAGAGAUCUGGUUAUCAAAUGUGCUCCUCAGGAAUGGCCUUGAGAUGGACUUCACAGAGCUGGACUCUUGUAUGACGUGGCUAACGGAGGUGGUGCUGGUGGGAGGCAGUGAUGCCAGAAUCUCAGAACUGAAUCUGACUCAGGACAGCAGGACUUUACUGGAGCUGGCUCUGGGAUCCACCAGAGGUCCUGCAGGUGGCCUUUGGAGGAAGAUGGAGGAGUACGCUAACAGCAAAGAAUGGGAGAGUGGAGGCACUUCAGGAGAUUAUCUGCUGGAGGUUGUCUGUCGCUGCAGUCUGGCUGCUCUGCUUAAACACACCGGACUGCAGAAAGAUGCCUGUUGGCAGGACAGAUAUGAGUCCUGUGAGGUGCUCUUUGAUGUCUAUGAAACAGUUUAUAAAAUCAGGAGCACUCUACUGACCCUUAUAAACUUUCCAAAAAUGUCACAAGUGCAAGCAGUUACCAAACAGAAUUCACAGUCUCUCCAAAGUCCUGAUGUAGAUGGGUUAGAGCCGUGCACAUCAGUGGACCAGGUGGGGAAACUUCCUGAGCAGCCAACAGGAAGUCAGUGUCAUCGGGAGGUGCAGAUGCCCCCAACCCCUACAGCAAAUCACAACCAGGAAGAAACUACUGGAGAGGACAGAUUUAGCAACAGUCGUAUGUACCUUUCAGAAGUUUUAGAAUCAUUCAUGGCCACGAGGGAAGCUAUGCAAAUACAGCAGGACGUGACCGUUUAUGAGUCGUUUGGCACUUCCACCCUCCCCAGCAGCAUGGAGAGCCCCGUCAGCCCAGAGAGGGAGGCAGAAACCAAACAGCAGUGGGACGCUCAUGGGGAAUCCGAUGAAAGGUUGUCUUUUCCCACUGCCUGCCAUCUGAUUGUAUCUCGUUGCCUCUUCCUUCUGCUGGGAGUCGGGCCUGCCUGGAAAGAGCCCAGCGCGAGGGAGAGUGCUCAGCCUCUGAACACUGUAGUAAGGAAACUAUCAACAGAGUCUUUAACAUUGUCUGUUAAUGGACGAAAACAGCUCGACCAAUUCAAAAACACUUGUGGAUCUUCAAAGAAUAAAAUGAGCUUACCUCUGUGCUCUUUGGGAAUAAUGAAAGAUGCCUGGGAUCGUUUGAGGCAGUGUAUCAGUCCAACUGCCUCCAUGUCCAACUGCAGCAGCAACACUGUGCCUAUUCUGAACCAGGUGUUUCACUUUGUCUGUGGAAGUCUGGUCCACCUUCUGUCCACCUCACCAUCAGUGGUGGGCGGAGAGACCUGUUGUCAGGCAGAUCCAAAGGCCAUCACUUUUGCCAUACUACAGCAGCAACAGCGGGCAGAGAUGCGUCUGGAGGCCUUGUGUCAGAUGUCGGCCUUCCUGUCUAAGAUGGAGGAGAAGAGCAGUAGAUCCUCUGUUUCCUCUCAGUUUCCUGCUUUGUUGCAAUCGGUCCAGCUCCAAUUCCUCUCUGGAUGCUUCUCCUUGGGAACACAGAUCAUUGAUUCUCACUCAGGAGCCAGUUAUGAGACUCAACAUUACAUGUGUGGAACUAGUGCAGCUUCAUUGGAGACACAAAGAGAGCUUCAAUCUGCAGCUCACACCUUCUACCAGCUCGUGGUGCGUGUCCUCAAACAUAGGGUCCAGUCGGAAAAGGAGCAUCCAGGAUCCUGCCAGCACCUUCUUCUAGCCACUAUGUUUGCCCUGAAUUUCUGUUACCAACCUGUGGAUCUGGUGCUGAUCAUCAAAUGUGGCAUCUUGGAAAUCCUUUCCAUCCUGACCAACAACAGCUGUGCACUGAUGAACCAGGGAUGGUUUGCAGUCUCAACACCUGGAUCGAUGCUUCCCAGUGGGGCCGUCAGACUGGCUUGUGCCCGUCUGCUUCAGAUAUUGACCGUUGCCGCUAGCUCCUGCGAGGAUUUGCUGCCUUUGGAUGUAUCGCAUGCUCUAAUGGAGGUCAUGUGUGAGCAGCUCCAAAACAUCCUCUACAAUUUUCACCACCAACAGGGAGCAGAAAAGGGAACAGCUGAGAGAGCAGAUGUGGAAGCAAACAACAGGAACACAAGUCUACAAGGAGUAGAAACCAGAAAAAUAGUUGAAUCUCAGCUGGCGGAUUUCUUGGUUUUUCUGAGGCGAGUGUUGUCAUUAAAAGUAAUGAGAAGACUUUCAACUUUUAUCAAAUGGAUCGAUCCACUCAUGGCCAUUAUUUUACGCGAAUCCUCAUCAGGAUCUCCUCGCUUCCAGAGUCUCCGCACUAAGCUUUUGGCCUUCCAUGUUUUAGAAAGACUAUUACCUGCUUGUUCUGAGCCUGUUCAGAUCCAACAGAUUGUUAAACAGCUCUUUCAGCUGUUGUCUGUGUAUAUGUGGGAUGAACCACUUGAUGAGAGAAACUAUGAAAAGACAACUGAAAAAGAAACUGUGAAUCCUGGCAGCUAUGAUGAAUGCAUCCCCAUUGGAGAUUUUUCCUUUGAUCCACACAAACUCAUCUGCUGUUCUCUGGAGAGUGGGAACAUCCUCUCCCAUGGCUCAGGAGGGAAAGGUUACGGCCUGGCCACCACGGCCAUUACGUCUGGCUGUUUCAUAUGGAAGUUCCACAUUACCAAAGAGAACAGAGGUAAUGAGGGCACCUGCAUCGGCGUUUCUCGCUGGCCAAUCAGAGAUCACAACCACCAUACCACCACGGACAUGUGGCUGUAUCGAGCUUACAGUGGGAACCUGUACCAUGGAGGGGAACUGAUCCGCACACUGCCUUCCUUUACUCAGGGUGACACUAUCACCUGCAUCCUGGACAUGGAGGCUCAUACCAUAUCGUUUGCUAAGAACCACAAGGAGCCGAAAUUGGCAUUUGAAGGUGUGGUGGCCUCUGAAUUGUACCCCUGCGUGUUGUUCUACAGCAGUAAUCCUGGAGAAAAGGUGGCACUGCGUGACCUGCAGAUAAGAGGCAUGCCCAGUAACCUCCUUCCCGGCGAGCCUUUCUGCAGUCCUCGGACCACCGUAUUGCUGGAGGCAACAGUGCAGCUCCUGCGGAGUCUUCAUCAGUGCGACCAGUGGUUGCCGCACAUCAACCAGCACAUUCACACUCACCUGGAGCUCAUCGGCCCCCUGCUGAGAGAUGAGGACUCAGGAAACUCUGGCCUCGGUCCCAUGCCCUCUGAGAGGGAGGACAGCGGGAGAGACAAAGAUCUUGCUGGUGAAGACGCCAGAGAGUUUCAGGGUUAUCGUACAUCGCUGUCGGAUGCCAAGCUCGCUGCUCUUUGCACCAAUGUGUGGCCAGUACUGGCUGUUAUCGGAGGAGUGGACAGCGGCCUCCGUGCUGGAGGUCUUUGCCUGCACAAGCCCAGUGGGCGCAGGGCCAUUCUGCUGGGGGUCCUGAAGGAAGGAAGCUCUUUGGUUAAGCUUCAGUGGGAGGAGGCGGAGCUCUCUGUCAGCUCCAUGAAUUCUUGGUCACCCAGCGACACGCCGAUCAUCUCACUGGAACCGUGCGGCAUAUCCUCCUGUGACGUUUCUCGCCUCGGAGGCCUCAAGUCAACCGUGCUGUUAGAUCUCAUAUAUCUGAUGGGGCUGCUCGAGGAACACGGGUGGCCGGGAGCUCAUCCACCCCGCAGGAAGAGAUACCCCGAGGAGGCUCCAAAAGGGGGCGAGACACAGGGCUGCCAGCAUGAGGAUAUCUCAGAGGAUGGAGGAAAGCCCUCAGACAACGAGGUGAAGAAGCUAAAGGAGCAGAAGAUCGAGACGGAGCCAUUCCCAUCUCCGUCAUCAACCAACGAUGUCAACAAGAUUACUGACCCUCCGGAGUUGACCGGUUUACCCCAGCCUCCCCAAACAUCCCCAACCUCCAAAGGGGAUGCUUUUGCACUGGAACUAAGAGCAGUAAAAGCCUCAUAUCUUCUUAUUGGAGGUUUAAAGUCACUGACUGUCAUUUUUAGCUGUGAGAACCUAUCAGAUUUGUUCCUGGUACCUAAACAUGACCUCCCAAACCCUUCAGUGGGACUUCUCUCCAGCCCUGCCUCUGAUCAGGCUAAGUGCAGUAGUAGAGAGUGGGAUGAAAGGGCCGAGCUGAGGUCAGUGCUGCAGUUUGUGGUGCAGAGUAUGGUGAAGUGGGCAGUCAGGCCUUGCCCCAUCAAACAGACUGUAUCUCUUGCUGAUUUGGAGAGAGCUCAGAUCAUGAUAUACAAAGGAGCCCUAAGCAGACGGCAGGAGGACAAAGAAUGCAAAGAAUCAGGCCACCGUUUGUCCUCUCAGCCCAUUUCCAAGUCUUCCAGCUCCGUGUCCUUGUACAGUGCAGGCUCAGAAGGCACUGCCGUCUUUGGCCAAUCAAACAGGGCGUCUGCAUCAUCCUCUAAUACAGACUUGGAUUCCUCUCUACCAACAAACCUGCAGGCAGAUGGUCUUGAUAAUUUCAACCCUUUUCUUCCCAUCAGCCUCCUCCAGCACAUGGUGCUAACUCGGUUCCCUACGCUUACGGGCCUGGUUAGUGCGCCCCCCGUGCUGCACCCUUGCUUCAGCCUGGCCAGCUCUGCUUCUUGUGAUGCCUUCACAGAGCAGCAGACCAGCUUCAUGGAACCUGGUCCCUGCACACAGGCCAGAAGCAGCCUGGAACGGACACAAAUGUUUGUCACCAGUCGCUUGCUAGAAAUGGGAUUCUCUAUAAGACAUAUCUACUGGGCCAUGGAGGCGGCAGAUGUAGCAGGGGACUUGGAUUCUCAAGCCAUUGAAGUGUUAGCCAGUUGGAUGCUAGAACAUCCCCUAACUGAAGACCAGCAGGCACUGGAGUCACAAAGACCAGACGCCGCCCCGGACACGCCAUCCCCAGACGGGCCGGAAACAGUGCAAUGUCCUGAACGCCCCACCACCCAAAUCAAUGAAAGCCUAUUGCUGGGACUUGACUGGAUAGAGAGGGAGAACUUCCUGGAUGUCCACCUGACGAGGAACAGACCUCCUCCAGCGCGGCGCCGACGCUCAGGGCCCACGCAAAGGACUUCCUUCCGGAGACCAGACCUGCCAUCACCCAACCCCAUCCCACAGCUGUACCAGCAGCACACAACAGUUGGUGACUGGCCAGAGCAGAUGGAGUUCCAUCCCUUCUCUGCAGAGGAGGAGUCAGAGUUGGGCUACAUGGACGACCCAUACCACGAAGAAACCUAUGAAGACCUACUCACCCCAUCAUUCUUUAGUUUGGAGACAGACACACUUCAGAUAGUGGAGGCUGCAGAAGAACACAGCCAGAUGGUGAAAUGUGAACUCUGCAACACCUUCACUCUGCAAUUUAACAAUCACAUAAAGCGGCGACACCCAGGUUGUGGGCAAAGUGCUGCCCGCAAGGGUUAUGACAGUACCGGUGCGUAUGUGGAUGUCUGGUUCAAAGGGGAGUGCGGCUCCAACUUCCCCUUCUACCUUCUGUGCAGCUCAUGCAGAGAAAAGUAUCUGGCUGCUAACACGACUGAUUCAAAUUCCAAGUGUGAAAGGAUUAAAGGUCUAACAUCUGACUUGAUUGGCCACGUGGACAGCACUUCAGAUGAUGACUGGGAAAUGGGUCCUCAAGACGAGUAUGACACAGACAAAUUAACAGGACUAGAGGACUUUGGUCUCCUGCUGAGACCGUUGGGGCUGACUGAAAAUAAGCUGGUACCAGAUCCCAUCGUCUUCACUGAACCAGAUCCACUUGGAGCACUGGCUUACAGCUCAGCCUGUUCCACACGGGCAGCUGUUAAAGGAAAUACUCUCGUUGAGCCCAAGACAUCUGUGAGCCUCGGGCAGCAGGCAGUAUCUCUCAGGGACUCACACGAUAGACUAAAAGCUUUACGAAGGGUCACGUCCACUGCACAGAUUCUGCUGGCUUACAGCAUGGUGAUGAGAGCACUAUCUCAGGCUGCUUCAAGUGCAUCAGUGUGCAGCGGGUCUAACGGACUAGAGUCCUUGGGUCUGGCAGAUAUCCGUGUCCUGGUGCGUCUGAUGACCUUAGCGGUGGGAGGCCGGGCUCACAACUCUGUGGACACUCAGUCAGGUGUGAAGGGAUUCCCAUCGGAACGUAAUAACGCCACCUGCCUCAGCUUCCUCACCUCGGCCAUAGGCAGUGUGGUGUCCCACAGCCCUGCUGCUUACAAACAGCUGGUGGAGAUAUGCACUCAAGACUUAAUGGCAGCGGCUACUGGGGUGAACAUUGCAGCCAUCAUCGAGCCACAGCAGAGACCUCCUCUCACAGUUGCAACCCAGGGAGUGCAGCAGCUGAGAGACCACAAUGACCUGACACCUCCAACCUUUCUGGUCACGCAAAGUCUGGUGUCCCUGCUCACUGAAAAGAGCAUUCACUGUUACGGUCAAGAUAAAGCUGAACAUGAAGCCAAUGAUGUUGGGAACCAGAGGGGUUCUUCUACUUUGCCUCCUUCGCCUUUACCACAUCUCAGUACCAGAGUGGGUCCUCUGGAGCUGGCGAAUGCAUUGGCAGCAUGUGUUCUGUCUGCGAGGCUGAACAGCAAACACCGGCAAUGGGCAGCACAACAGUUGGUGCAGGCCUUGGCAGCUGCGGGGAGGACCAGUCCUAAUCGGUCCCUAACCUACAACGAUCUGGCUGGUGACUUGCGCAAAUGUCCUCUCAAGAGACUGGAAGGACAUUACAACAAGGUGGCCAGCUGCUUCUGGAGCUGUGAGCUGAGUUUGCUAGCGACAUGUUCUCAGGACAAGGUGGUGCAACUGUGGAGCAUCAGCCAGAGCAUUGUGGAGUUACAGACCACGUUCUCUUGCAUUGUCAGAUCAGGCAGCGAGAAAGCUGGCAGAUGUCAACAUAUGUCUCCAGUUUACUGGAGUACUGGAGGAAACUUUUUGGCUGCCCCUGGGAACAAACACGUGAACAUAAUGAACAUUAGAGGGUCUCUCUGUCACGUGGAGGCGCAGACUUCCCGGGUCACGGCCAUUUGCUGGGCGCAGAGCUUCAGCUUGUGGGUGUUGGACCACUCAGCAGCCUCCAAGAGCAGACCCACUGAGAACUUGUUGGUGGGACGGCUAGAUGGCUCUCUCUGCUGGCUGCAGGUCACAAUGCAGGAAUUAUACCUGCAUGUGAAGAGCACUGAACUAACCCACUGCUACAGGGAAGAAGCCCCCCAGUGUGUAGCCUGGCACACAGAGGACAAGCCUUUUGCAGUCGGCUAUCACAGUGGGAAGAUCCUUUUGGCUACGACUGAGACCUACGAAAACACGCCACCCGUGGUGUUGCCUCUCUUCCAGGACGGUGUGAGUUCCCUGAAAUGGGACCCGACCGGACACUUGCUGCUGUGUUUGGGGAGGUCAGAGGUGGUGAAGAUCUUGGGACGCUCUAGAGGCAUCUGGGUGACUCUGCACUCUCUCUUCCACACCAGCACUGUAAAUGUGGCAGAAUGGUGCCCACUCGCUGGAAGAGCACCUGAUCCCAGGCUCAUGAUGGCUGCAGGUUGUCAGAACGGCUCAGUGCAUGUCUGGACUCUGCCACAGGGGGGCACUAUUGUAUCUUUGCCAAACAUACUCAACAGCUCCCAAAGACAGGGAGAAUACACUCAGUUUGAGGAUGGUGCAAAGUGUGUGUUUGUGCUUCAUGGCCACAUUACAGCAGUGAGGUCCCUUUCGUUUUGCCCCAGUGGCCUGGCACUGGUUUCUGGAGGGAUAGGUGGACUGCUCAACAUCUGGUCCCUACAGGAUGGUUCAUUGCUGCAGACUGUUACAGGAGUGGGUUCAGUUGUCAGCACUACCUGGAUACCAAACUUAGGUGUAGCUGCCUGUUUUGGGAGGUCAAAGGAUGUUUUGAUGAUUUGCUGCACUGCUGACUGGAUCAGUCAAAACCACGUGUUGGCUUCCUGUCGUAUGGUGCUUAGAAGCCAAAACAUCUUGGGACUGAAUCGGGCCCCUUGUCUGGCUGUCUUACUGGAAAGGCUGCCCUUGUUGUUGCAGGAGCAGUACAGCUAUGAGCGGAGCCAUGUUGCAGCCGGCGACCAGCUUGUUCACAGUACCUUCCUGCAGAGUCUGGCCUCUUUAGCAGUUGGUUUGUCCUUAGAAAGACAUCUGUGCUCCUACCCAAGGCCACCACACCACACUUGUCCCAAAGCUCAUUCCUGCCUGUCAGAGUGGAGUUGGCUGCUCACCUACGCCACCACUGUCCGCAGUGCUGAGGCUAUUGCCAGCGGUACUGCUUUCCCUGAAUCCUUCGUAGAUUCUGAGUUUCAGGAGAUGCACGAUUCUAACGUUGUCAAGGCACUGGACAACAUUAAAUGGAGUUUCAGGAUGGAUGAACAGCUGAUGUCAUGGGCCACCAGCAGACCUGAGGACUGGCAACAAGGAGGCAAGAGCGAGGUCUAUCUGUGGGGGAAUGGACGUUACGGACAGUUGGCAGGGAUGGACACAAACCUCAUGAUGCCAACACUGGCAGCUUCUCUGUCACAGACACAACAGGUUGUAUGUGGUCAGAAUUGUACAUUUCUGCUCCAGUCUAAUGGGACUGUUCUGGCUAUUGGGGAAGGACAGUAUGGAAGACUGGGUCAAGGAAAUUCUGAUGAUCUCUAUGUCCCAACUAUUAUCUCUGCAUUUCAAGGGUAUGUAGUGACACAGCUGGCGACAUCCUGCGGUUCAGAUGGACAUUCAAUGGCCCUGACUGAAACUGGAGAGGUAUUCAGUUGGGGAGAUGGAGAUUUUGGAAAACUUGGCCAUGGCAACAGUGAAAGACAAAGGAGACCCAAGCAGGUCGAGGCCUUACAAGGGGAAGAAGUUGUUCAGCUCUCUUGUGGCUUCCGGCACUCCGCUGUGGUUACAGCAGAUGGGAAGCUUUUCACCUUUGGCAGUGGUGAAUCUGGGCGUCUGGGUCUGAGGUCAACAUCCAACAAGAUGCUACCUGAAAGGGUGGCUGCACUGGAGGGAUAUCAUGUCGGUCAAGUGUCAUGUGGCCUCAACCAUACCCUGGUGGUUUCUCUGGAUGGUAUGGUUGUCUGGGCAUUUGGAGAUGGGGAUUAUGGCAAAUUGGGAACAGGCUCCUCCAUGGCAAAAUACUACCCUCAGAAAGUGGAGCAGCUUUGCAACAGGGGAGUUAAGAAAGUCUGCUGUGGCACUCAGUUCUCAGUGGCGCUGACCUGUGAUGGACAUGUUUACACGUUUGGUCAAGAGCGCCUGAUCGGCCUGCCGGACAACAUGCUGAAGAAUAAGUCCUGUCCCCAGGUGGUGCCAUCGUUGGAAGGGUUAUUCAUCGAGGACAUAGCUGUGGGUUGUGAGCAUGUUCUCGCUCUGUCCUCUACUGCAGAUGUUUACGCCUGGGGCUGCAACAGUGAGGGACAGCUUGGCCUUGGGCACUCUAAUCUAGUGAAGGAGCCAGCGCUCAUAACAGCCCUCCAGGUUAAAAAUGUUAAACAGAUCUCUGCUGGCCGCUGCCACAGUUCAGCCUGGACAACCCCCUGCACCUUGAGGAAAAACGCAGGUGGAUCCGGACCUUUCCAGCUAGGCAUUCCCCAGUCAGUUCCUCCCCAGUACAACACUCUGAAAGACUUCAGUCCCGAUGUCCUCAGCAUGCGCCUCAGGGUGCUCUAUCACUUCUCUGAUCUCAUGUACAAAUCCUGGAGGCUUCUCAAUCUGGACACAAAAAAUCCGACGUCCACUUCACGCUACAGUUUAGGGACAACAGCCAUCAUCCGGGGUGAACUGAGAGGUCUUCUAUCCCCCAAAGUCAACACACUGCCUCUUGUGCGCUCAAUUGGCAGGACAAUGACCCAGGGGAAAACAUAUGGGCCACAGAUCACCGUAAAACGGAUAUCCACUCGAGGGCGUUCGAGCAAGCCCAUCUUUGUGCAGAUCGCAAAGCAAGUGGUGAGCCUGAAUCCUCUGGAGCUGCGGCUGCCAUCGCGAGCCUGGAAGGUCAAGUUGGUGGGGGAGGGAGCAGAUGAUGCUGGCGGGGUAUUUGAUGAUACCAUCACUGAGAUGUGCCAGGAGCUGCAGUCUGGUGUGGUAGAACUUCUGAUUCAUACCCCCAACAGCUUUGCAGAUGUGGGCAGCAACACAGACAGGUACUUGCUCAACCCAGCGGCACACUCAGAGGAUCACAUGGUCCAGUUUCGCUUCUUGGGUAUCCUCAUGGCAGUUGCCAUCCGCACCAAAAAGCCUCUGGACUUACAUCUGGCUCCUUGGGUCUGGAAACAGCUUUGUUCAAUGCCUUUGGGAGGGAUUGACCUGGAGGAGGUGGACCUGCUUACCUACCGAACCCUUCAAGGGAUCCUUCACUUAGAAAACAGUGAAAUCACAGAAGAUAAUUUCCAUGUGAUGAUCCCACUGGAUUCAUUCUUGGCCCACAGUGCAGAUGGAAGUCUGGUACCUGUGAUUCCUGGGGGUAAAAACAUCUCCUUAACAUUUGCCAACCGGACUGAAUACGUGGAGAGAGCUCUGGACUACAGACUGCAUGAGAUGGAUUCACAGGUGGCAGCAGUCAGAGAGGGCAUGUCCACCAUCAUCCCUGUGCCCCUCCUGUCCCUGCUGACAGCACAGCAGCUGGAACAGCUGGUCUGUGGCCUGCCAGAGGUCUCUGUAGAGAUGCUGAAGAGGCUGGUGCGCUACCGUGACAUCACCGAGAGCCACCAGCUGAUUAGCUGGUUCUGGCAGAGCUUGGAGGAGUUCACCAAUGAAGAGCGAGUACUCUUCCUACGUUUUGUUUGUGGCAGGUCCAGGCUGCCUUCCAACCCAGCUGAUAUUACACAGAAGUUCCAAAUCAUUAAGGUGGACAGGCCCAUCAACGGUCUCCCUACUGCUCAGACCUGCUUCUUCUUGCUUCGCCUGCCUCCCUACACCACUCAGGCCGUCCUUGCAGAGCGUCUGCGGUAUUCAAUCCACAACUGCCCCUCCAUCGACAUGGACAACUACAUGUUGACCCACAACACGGACCCAGCAGACAGCUCAGACAACGAAGACUGAUUCUGAAGACAGCAGGGUGAUGAUGAAUGUAUCUUCUCUGAGGCCAUACACAAUAUGCACUGAACACAGAUUUUGAUUCGCCAAACUUGUAUGGUAGCAAACUGUUUAUAGGCAGAUUAAUUUUAAAGAUGCGUGUAGUUGCGUUUCUCCAGCUGUGCACAGUGUUGUAUUCAUUGCAGUGCUACUAUGUAAUAAUUUAAUGAACUAUCUCACAUGCUCUAGUGGUAUUUAUUGUUAAAUAAAGGGUGUUA